GACAGUUGUUUCAGGCCGCGGCGGCUGAGCUGCUGCUGCUGCUGCUGCCCUGCGUAAUAAAUACACACAUAUACCCUACUACUUGUAUACGUGCAAAUGCUCCUCUCGAGUCUCUGCUCGGCGCUCUGUGUAUUGUAUACGACAGUCUCAUAGCGCUGCGCGACUUUGCAGUGUGUUGCAUUAUCAUCGUCGCCGUCGUUCGUCGUCGUCCAACGUCGACGUUAUUAUACAUACACACUUGGAAGCAAAAAUAAUACCAGUACUGCGAGCUGAGGAACUAGCCGACGAAUCGACUCGAGUGCACUGUGUCUCUGUGUCCAAGUGUGCGUCUGUGUAUUGCUAUGUGUGAGCCGUGCGUGUAAUCUAUUCGUGCAUUUUGCUGCGCUAGUGCUCUGUGGCCUGCUGCUGCUGUUGCUGUUGCUGGUCCGUCGCAGCCGUCGCCGCCGCCACUGAUUUCUGUUCUCCUCGGCACAUAUAUACAUAUUUGCAUAUACGUAUAUAAAUGCAACGCAGUCGUGUAUAUGCACGAGCCUACGCGGGCUGUGCAUGUGUGUGAGCUGCAUCGGGCCAACUUGUAGUGCACGACAGAGUGCGAGAUAUCGCGAGUCCGGGCCAAAGUGCGCCUCGCGAAAUUCUUUUCUACGAGCAAGCUCCGAACGAGAGGCAGCAAUUAGGACUCGCAACUACACCGCAUCGUCCAGGCCACGGUUCAUCCAGGCCCGAUGUUUAAAUGGACGCUUCGUCCAUCAUCACCCAGGUCGCACGCGAUGAUGAGCUAGGACAGUUCAACAACGAAAAAUCCCAAAUACCACGCAAUGACACGAGUAUCAACGGGGCAUCGCACCUGGACAAAAAACCACGGGGUCGUGGUUUCUUUCGGUCGAUACUUUGUUGCUUCGGCCGAGAUGGCCGUACGGGAAGUUCAAAGAGUUCCAAAGCAAGUUCGUUACAAGGUGAUGGCCGUUGUUCGCCGCCACCGGGCACAGGUUCGCCACACUUUCUACUGCCACCCAUUCGCCAUCUGGACAUGCACAAAAAAUGCAUGGUGAUAGAUCUCGAUGAAACGCUUGUGCACAGCUCGUUUAAGCCGAUUAAUAAUGCAGAUUUUGUCGUCCCUGUUGAAAUUGAUGGCACAGUGCAUCAAGUUUAUGUACUCAAGAGGCCCUAUGUUGAUGAAUUUCUUCAAAGGAUGGGGGAAUUGUAUGAAUGUGUACUUUUCACAGCUAGUUUAGCAAAGUAUGCUGAUCCAGUAGCUGAUCUCCUUGACAGAUGGGGUGUUUUUAGAGCCAGACUAUUUCGUGAAUCGUGUGUUUUUCAUAAAGGCAAUUAUGUAAAAGAUUUGAACAAAUUAGGUCGAGAUUUGGAAAAAAUUAUAAUUAUUGAUAAUAGUCCUGCCAGUUACAUAUUUCAUCCAGACAAUGCAGUGCCAGUAGCUUCAUGGUUCGACGAUAUGACUGACUCCGAACUGCUUGAUUUGAUUCCAUUUUUUGAAAAAUUGAGCAAUGUUGAAAACAUUUACAAAGUACUGUCUAACAGUAAUCGACCAUACAAUCAAAUGCCUUCAAAUAUUAUGAAGCUUGGCAACAACAGUAACAAUGCUACUGGUAAUAACAGCAGCAAUACCAAUAGCGGCAAUAACACGUCGAAUCAAGGGAUCAAAUUAGGCGCCUCCUAGCCCAACCUCAAGUCUGGCCGAUCACUCGUUACAAAUCCGGCCAGUCUUUACGGACAAACCGAGCCACGUUGCAUCUUCAGAAGACUCAUCGCUGCCUUACACGAGUUAGCACGUAGCUACUCGUUUUUUAGCAGCAGCAACAGUAACAAUUGUAACACUGCUAAUAAUAUCAUUCAAAAUUCCUGAUGCUAUUUGGCAAAAGGAAAUGAAAAUGACAACGAUCAAAAUGGAGGCAGUUUUGCACUGAUGAUAUGAAAUUAUUUAAGGUUCGCUCGAUUUACUGUAAUUUUUGUUGUAAAAAAUUUGUGUAAUUCCGAUGGGAAUAGCGAAUAAUAGGUUUAUAGUAAAAAAAAAAUGUUUUUUUAUGUGACGUAAUAGUUGAGCUUACAGGAAAAAAUCUUGAUGUAUUUAAACGGAAAUCGUCGAUUUUUAAAUUCAAGCAUUAUGACUAAUUAUUUUUUACUAAAUGACAAUAUCAAAGUUAGGAAUCGAGCGAGCCGUAAAUAUUUGGUUGGUUAGGAUGUAAAAAAAUGAAAAAAUUGUAUUUUUUUCUCAAUUCUGUGCAACGUUAAUAUUACCCCUGUAGUAAAAAAAAUGAAGAGGUAAAAUAGUAGUGUUAAGUAUCGACAUGACUUUAUAGUGCUUGUAUGGUAUGUAAGUUCUGCUAACUCGAACGAAAAGAGUAUUAUGUGUCAAUAUUGAAUUUACAGAAAUGUGCUACAUAAUCGAUAUUUAAAAUGAUGAAAUUAAAUUAUCACCGCCGGGUUUCCGAUGAAUAUAAUGAAUAAUUAUUAUUAUUUAUCAUCAUUAUUGUAACUAUAAUUAUAAAUAUGAAAAAUAUCGGUUGAUUAAGGUUGAUCGAAUCUUCCAGAAUGCAGAAAAUUAUUGUUAAUAAUUAAUUAAAAAUAUGCUGAGCAAAUGUGACAUGAGCUCUCCUCGGUACGUCCGCAAGAAUGCGAAUAAAAAUAUAAGUAAUAAUCAAGUAUCGCAAUAAUACGAAUUUCCAGUGAUUAUAUUCAUUGAACUUAUUAAAAAGAGUACUUUAUUUUUUAUUAAGAUUAAUUAAAAAUAGAAAAAAUUGGAAUAAAAAUAACAAUUUAUG
Trichogramma pretiosum is the source of this 2777-nucleotide messenger RNA. It is a transcript of the gene hzg, whose product is annotated as carboxy-terminal domain RNA polymerase II polypeptide A small phosphatase 1-like. The transcript is spliced from 4 exons. Lineage: Eukaryota; Metazoa; Arthropoda; Insecta; Hymenoptera; Trichogrammatidae. The coding region runs from base 731 to 1675 and encodes 314 amino acids. The record is from RefSeq and is a predicted model, not a curated record. Gene Ontology annotation, molecular function: RNA polymerase II CTD heptapeptide repeat phosphatase activity.